AUGGUUGACCUAUUGACCGAGGCUCUGAGGCAACAACAGAACCAACAGCCCCCACCUCCUCCAGUACAGCCAGAACCGAAUGUCAAUGAUGAUGUAAUUGCCUUGACACAAAAGUUUAACAAAAUGAAGCCACCAACAUUCCAGGGAGGUCUUGAGCCACUAAAGGCCGAAGCACGGGUUUUAGAAACUGAAAAGCUGUUCGAUGCUCAGUUUAAGGAAGCUUUUUAUGAGAAGUAUUUCCCGCAGUAUGUCAGGGAUCGUAAAGUAACUGAAUUUGAACAAUUGAAGCAGGGUACCAUGUCAGUAGCAGAAUAUGAAUCCAAGUUCACUGAACUCGCCCGACAUACACCACACAUGGUUGAUGCUGAUUAUAAAAAGGCUAGGAAGUUUGAAGGCGGGCUUAAUGUGGAGAUACUUGAUCGAAUCAAUGUCUUGAAACUGCUCUAA
Messenger RNA from Camellia sinensis, 447 nucleotides. NCBI's taxonomy places the organism in Eukaryota, Viridiplantae, Streptophyta, Magnoliopsida, Ericales, Theaceae. The record is from RefSeq and is a predicted model, not a curated record.